Molecule: messenger RNA, 870 nt
Organism: Microthlaspi erraticum
Lineage: Eukaryota; Viridiplantae; Streptophyta; Magnoliopsida; Brassicales; Brassicaceae
Source: the annotation of a GenBank genome assembly
AUGGUGACGUACAUAGGCGCGAUGUUCUACGGAGUAGGAGGGAUAGUCGUCGCGGGAGUGGCGCUGCUCGUGGCCUUCCAGGAGAAGCUCGUCUACGUGCCUGUGCUUCCCGGCUUAAGCAAGGCCUAUCCGAUCACUCCCGAAAGGCUCAAUCUCAAUUACGAGGACGUUUGGCUCCGAUCCUCCGAUGGCGUACGCCUCCAUGCUUGGUUUAUCAAGAUGUUCCCCGAAUGCCGAGGGCCAACGAUUCUAUUUUUCCAGGAGAAUGCCGGAAAUAUUGCUCAUCGUCUGGAGAUGGUUCGCAUCAUGAUACAGCGCUUGAAGUGCAAUGUAUUCAUGCUUUCAUAUCGCGGCUAUGGGGAAAGUGAUGGUUCUCCGUCACAGCAUGGAAUCACAAAAGAUGCCCAGGUUUGCUUGUCCCUUGGUGGAGCUGUUGGUGCUGUGCUUACCAAAAACAAUCCAGACAAGGUAUCUGGAUUGAUUCUAGAGAACACUUUCACAUCCAUUCUUGAUAUGGCUGGUGUAUUGCUACCCUUCUUGAAGUGGUUUAUUGGAGGAAGUGGUACGAAAAGCCUGAAACUUCUCAAUUUUGUUGUACGCUCCCCCUGGAAAACAAUUGAUGCUAUUGGUGAGGUCAAACAACCAGUACUUUUCCUCUCUGGACUGCAAGAUGAGAUGGUCCCUCCGUUUCACAUGAAAAUGCUGUAUGCGAAAGCGGCUGCCCGUAACUCUCAGUGCACCUUUGUGGAAUUUCCAAGUGGGAUGCAUAUGGACACAUGGCUCUCUGGUGGUGACGUGUACUGGAAAACAGUCAUGGAGUUCCUUGUAAAGCAUGCGCCUGAGGAAAGGAAACACAAUUCAGGAAUGUAA